GAACAUAAUCGUAGUUGUCGUGACCCCAGUCCAACCUAUCUAUCUAACCUUACAAAUUUGCAGACAACUGUGUUAGAUGGUAUUCUCCUGUAAGAAAACUGUUAGAUACUAUUUUUUUACUUCUUCCCUUUAAUUAUAUAAUGCCAGAUAGCAACAGGAGUAGAAAACUGCGAUCGGCGAAGAAACGAAGCAAAUAAUCGAAAUGGAAAAAGACAGGAAGAGAGUGGUGAUUCUUGGAGGUGGCGUUGCAGGAUCCGUCGUCGCUAGAUCUCUUCAAUUCCAUGCCCGUGUCACCCUCGUUGAUUCGAAGGAAUAUUUUGAGAUUCCAUGGGCAAAUUUGAGGUCAAUGGUUGAGCCAUCUUUUGCAGAGAGAACGUUGAUCAAUCACAGAGAUUACCUUACCAAUGCCGAUAUCGUUACGUCCGAAGCCGUCAAUAUUACAGAAACUGAAGUGUUGACUGCAGAUGGCCGUCGAAUUGGCUAUGAUUAUCUUGUUAUUGCCACUGGUCGUGCAGAUUCUGUCCCCAAAACUAGGAGUGAAAGACUUAAUCAGUUCAAUGAAGAGAAUCGAAAGAUAAAAUCUGCUCGUUCCAUUCUGAUUAUUGGAGGAGGUCCCACUGGUGUGGAACUUGCCGGAGAGAUAGCUGUUGAUUUUCCAGAUAAGAAGGUUAUACUAGUACACAAAGGGUCGAGGCUGCUGGAGUUUAUAGGGGCAAAAGCUGGGCAUAAGGCUUUAAAAUGGUUGAAAUCAAAGAAUGUUGUGGUGAAACUAGACCAAAGAGUUAACUUGAAUGGAUUCACAGAUGGACAAAAGAUAUAUCGAACUUCAAUAGGAGAGACAAUUGAAGCAGAUUGUCAUUUUUUAUGCAUGGGAAAACCACUUUCUACUGCAUGGCUGAAGGAAACUGUGUUGGAGAAUGAUUUGGAUUCUCAGGGAAGGAUCAAGGUAGAUGAAAAAUUAAGAGUCAAUGGACGGGGCAACAUUUUUGCAAUAGGAGAUAUUACAAAUAUUCCAGAAAUCAAGCAAGGGUUUUUGGCACAGCAGCAAGCUGAAGUUGUUGUGAACAACCUGAAGGUGAUAAUACACGGAGCAAGAGAAUGUAAGAUGGAAACUUACAAGCCACAUUCAGCAAUUGCAAUAGUUUCACUUGGGAGGAAAGAAGCAGUGGCACAGUUACCAUUCUGGACAAUCACUGGAAGAAUUCCAGGAUUCAUUAAGUCUGGAGAUUUGUUUGUUGGUAGAACAAGAAGACAAAUGGGACUCAGUUAUGAUAUUGUAAAAGCUUGACGCUAAAUUGUGUGCAUGGUGUGUACAUAAAUUACAAAAUCAGUCCGUUUCAUAGUUUGUGCUGUAGAUUGGUGUUUUUCAAUUUGUUUUUCCUUUAAAGAAUACAUAUGUACGUGAAAUAUCUUUAUGCUUAAAUGGUGUUUCCUGGAA
This is a messenger RNA of Vigna angularis (adzuki bean), 1438 nucleotides long. RefSeq lists its product as uncharacterized. Gene Ontology annotation, cellular component: cytoplasm. The coding region runs from base 203 to 1288 and encodes 361 amino acids. The transcript is spliced from 4 exons. NCBI's taxonomy places the organism in Eukaryota, Viridiplantae, Streptophyta, Magnoliopsida, Fabales, Fabaceae. Gene Ontology annotation, molecular function: flavin adenine dinucleotide binding; electron-transferring-flavoprotein dehydrogenase activity. The record is from RefSeq and is a predicted model, not a curated record.